AUGGAACAAAACCUAGCAUCGUUAACACUCACAUCCCGCGGAUGCGGCACCAUGGGGGUCGCCAUCCUCUCCGGGAUCUCCUCCAACCUCAAUAGCCUCCGUCUCCCCGGUGCUUCCUGUACUAGGACACCGACCGCUACCCUCCUCCCUACGCGCUUCCACUAUGCCUCCAAAACCCCCACCUGCCUCCCCACGAGGUCCAUCGCCUGCAUCAAGCGUCCCAAGGCUGCUUGCCAAGUGGGCGAGGAGGAGGAUAUGUGCGAGGCAUUAGAGGGUAAGCUGCUGGCUAGGAUUCUUGCUGGGGUUGAGGUUUCUGCGCUGGAGGAGGUGGUGCCUGGUAUGAUAAUACUAGGGUGGUUAGGGCUAUGCCAAAUACUGGAGUAUGGUACCGCUUCAAAGGUACGAUUGUCACUUAUUACCCUUUGGAGGGGAGUUUCUUUUUUUUUCUGGGAGGGUCAGGGUAUCAAUGAGGGGUAUAUGCGCGAAAUCGUGAGCGUCAUCACGGCGAGGGGCCGCAGUCCCUCGGCUGGAAAGGAUCUAGUUUCCUGGAUACAGGUACUUUCGGCGAUCGGCUGCUCGUUGUUGCUCGGUUAG
Molecule: messenger RNA, 594 nt
Organism: Tuber aestivum (summer truffle)
Lineage: Eukaryota; Fungi; Ascomycota; Pezizomycetes; Pezizales; Tuberaceae
Source: the annotation of a GenBank genome assembly